This is a messenger RNA of Dreissena polymorpha, 2811 nucleotides long. RefSeq lists its product as uncharacterized. Lineage: Eukaryota; Metazoa; Mollusca; Bivalvia; Myida; Dreissenidae. The coding region runs from base 101 to 1672 and encodes 523 amino acids. The record is from RefSeq and is a predicted model, not a curated record. The transcript has 3 exons. Gene Ontology annotation, molecular function: zinc ion binding.
CGGCGUUUGACAACGCAUUAAGUAUACGAACAUAAAACAUACAUUUCAGUAAAGAAUAUAAAACUUAAAAUGUCAUGACAAGAUUCGACACUCCCAGCAGAUGAAUGCAACACCACUUCAUCCCUGGGUCAUAGCCAAUAAAGAUGGUAUGGUAGAGGCAGCACAUUGCGACUGCAAGGCUGGUCUCAGGGAGACAUGUAGCCAUGUCGGAGCCUUGCUUUUCCACAUAGAGGCUAUACAUCGCCUCAUGUCCCGCAGAACUGUGACACAGGAAAAGGCUUACUGGUCCAUGCCUAAAGCAGUCGACAAGGUGCCCUAUGCUGAAAUUCGGGAUAUCGAUUUAACGUCUGUGUCAACCAAAAAAAGGCGUCUUGACAGUGUUAUUAAUGGUGAGGACGUUCAACAAGAGCGACAACCUUUGAAAUUGCCAUAUGUACCUGAACCGACCGCACUAGAAAGGUGGGAGUUGUUGCGAGAUUUGCAUGCCGCAAACACACAUUCGUCGGUUCUAACUGUCUCGUCUGGAUUCCAGGAUGAAUUUAUACCGCACAUUCUUCAAGAUGGAAAUCUACCUCAGCCCCUUGUGGAUCUACGGGAUGACAGGUAUUUAGAUAUGUCCCCGGAAGCUCUGAGAGCGCACUGUAUUGAGCUCAGUAGAACUUUAACCGUGACUGAAGAGCAGGCAAUAAAUGCCGAAAGGCUCACUCGAUACCAGAGCAAAUGUAAAAAGUGGUUUCGCUUUCGGUUAGGAAGAAUAACUGCUUCCAUCAUGAAAUCUGUGUGUACAACAAGCAGCGAGAAUCCUGCCUUAUCAACUGUCUUGGCUGUAUGCAGUACCAAGCGCUUCAGAUCGAAAGCCACUGACUAUGGGAUUAAACAGGAAAACAUUGCUCUGAAGGAAUAUGAAAAACGAAUGAGGACAGAACACGAGAACUUUACCAUAACAAGAUGUGGACUGUGUAUCAACUCAGAGUACCCUUACAUUGGUGCAAGCCCGGAUGGUUUUGUGAAAUGUGAUUGUUGUGGUGAAGGUCUGGUUGAAAUAAAGUGCCCUUUUACUGCAAAGGACCAUGGCCUUGAUAAUAUUCCAUAUCUAUGUGAUGGCAAGCUUAAGGACAGUCACAAGUACGCGUACCAAGUGCAGACACAGCUCCUUGAUUAUUGUGAUUUUGUUGUAUGGUCUCCAUCGGAUAUAUUUGUUCAAAGGAUUGAACCCGAUAUUAAACUGGGUGAUGAAAUUGUAGAAAAAUCACAGGCCUUUUUCACUCAUGCUGUUUUACCUGAACUGACAGGAAGUCUGAUUUCCAGAGAAAGGCUGCAUAAGCAAACUCCGCGGACAGGAACAUUGUUCAGUGAUGUGUGCCCAAAUGGUCCGCAAAGUGCUAAUCAACAUCCCAAAGCUGCUCAGCCCCUUUCCCCGGUGAAAAUAAGUACCCAAUCCAUGUGUAAUUCCUCUGUAAAAAGUGACGAGGACAUCAGUCAGUCCGACGGGGCUUCUCAAGAAUUACGUUGUGUUUGUGGUGAUAUUGCAGAUAAAAACACUGAAUGUACUGUGAAAUGUGCAAAUGAAAACUGUCCACAUGGUUUCCUGCAUUUCAAAUGCAUUUCAAUCAAAAGAAAACCCAAACCCCCAUAUUACUGUCCAUCAUGCAGACAUAAGAUGUGGAAGUAAUAUCCACUUGUGAUACUUAACUGUGAUUGAUACAGAUACAAGUUUUUGUUGAUGAUGACCAUGGCAUUGAUAUUUCUGAAAACAUCUUGGAAGCAGACCAGACGUAAUGAAACACAGCAUCUGGUCUGUUUCCUAGCUGUUUGACAUUCAGACAAUAUUUCUUUAUGAAAAUAAAUGGGGCAUAAAAUAUGCAUUGUAGUAUUAUAAAUUGUUUCUUUGAUACUUAAAUAAUAUAUCUUUCCUUUUUAUAAUUUUCAUGAAAGAAUGUAAAUUAUAAAAAUAACUGUGUUUCAGGUAGUCAUUAAAUCAGGUUUUAAAUUUAAGAAUUUCUAUUAAAUCAGUAAUGUAUUAUACUUCUUCUUUUACUUCUGAACAUUUUUAAGCUAAAAAGAUUGUACAUUAUUAGAAUAAUUUACAAACCACUACUAUAAAGUUUUACUUUCAUUUAUACAUGUAUGCAAGGGACUUUAUACUAAUUAACAGCUUAAGUUUUAAUCAGUUUUAGUUGCUUCCCACUUCAUGAUAACUGUGAUAUAACAAAUAUUUGGUAUGUGUUAUUUAUGCAUGUAAUAACUGGUAUGAUAUCUUGAAAGCGCAGUCUGAUCAGGAUCCAAACUGUUUGCUAUUCAGUCAGUAAAACAAAGAUGUUAAUCCAAUAGUCUGGAUUUUUAUAAGACUGUGUUUUUAUAAGCAGGCUGAUAUGGAUCAAAACUGGUCGCAUUUGCCACAAGGUCUCUUUUCCUGUGACACUGUAUCAUCAUGCUAUGCACAUGUAUGCCUGUCUCAUCAUUAAUUAAAUGUGCUUUUCUUGCAAAGCUAAGGCCACAUCAAAUUGUUUGCUUGUUUUUUUUUUAAACAAAUAUGUAUUUUUUUCUGAAGCAAGCAAAAAAAAAAAAGAAAUUUAGUUUUAAUAAUUUUUAUAUUUAUGCCAUCAACAAGAUUUAUCCUCCGCUACAGAUGCCAGAAAUUCUAUCGAAAUUAAGCAACAUAUAUGAACAGAAGCAAGCAAACAAAUACUAUAUACAUGCAUAAGAACAUUCUGUUUUCCUUUUUUGAAUAAAUUAGAGCGAGUAUCUUGUUAUCAAUUCGAUGUGGCUGUCGUCUAAUAUAUUAUUCCUUUCAUAUAGCAUGUGCUACUG